CUUAAUUCAUUGUGAGUGGUACUGUAAAAGAAGAAGCAAUCCAUUUGGUUUUGACAUUUUGCAACGCUGGAAAGUGAUAAAAAAAUGGGACGGAAAUCAAAAACGGGCGGUGGCAAAAAGGGUGCUGCAUCAGCUAAGACUGCCAUUAAUAAGUCCAAGAAAGAUAAGAACAUUUUCAAAGUUAAUGAAGCCAAAAAUAAGAAGAAACCAAAAGAAGUGCAGGGUAAAUUGAAAAAGAUCAAAGAGGUGGUUAAGAAUAAGCAGGAGAAGAUCGAUGCCAACUUGAAGGAGUUACAUCAGGACAUGGUCGUCAAGAAACCGAAGGCAGCAGCCAAUCAUACCACAAUAAAGAAAAAUAAAAAAGCGCCAGCCAACACCAAAAACGUAUCACAGAAAUUAGGCAAUCUUAAAGUAUAAAAUGCCUUCAUACGUUAAAAACGCGAAGCAUCCAAGUUUUAAGCGUUCCCCCUCCCACCCAUAGAAAAAAUUUAGAAAAUU
This is a messenger RNA of Ceratitis capitata (Mediterranean fruit fly), 498 nucleotides long. Its product is annotated as tRNA (guanine(37)-N1)-methyltransferase. The coding region runs from base 85 to 417 and encodes 110 amino acids. The record is from RefSeq and is a predicted model, not a curated record. NCBI's taxonomy places the organism in Eukaryota, Metazoa, Arthropoda, Insecta, Diptera, Tephritidae. The transcript has 3 exons.